UUUUGUCUUUGUGUAUGUAGGUCUUAAGCCAAAUCACCCAAAACAUGGCGACUGUGGCAGCAACUGAGAACCAGUGGCUCAAAGGGAGAGUUAAGGCUGUUACCUCCGGAGACUGCUUGGUGAUCACUGCUUUGACCCACACCAGAUCUGGCCCACCACCGGAAAAAACCAUCACUCUUUCUUCUCUUAUGGCUCCUAAGCUGGCUCGCAGGGGAGGUAUAGAUGAGGCUUUUGCAUGGGAAAGCAGAGAGUUUCUUAGGAAGCUUUGUAUUGGAAAGGAGGUUGCUUUCAAAGUGGAUUACAAAGUGGAAGCUAUUGCUUGACAGUUAUUUCUGUACGCCAAUCAG
Messenger RNA from Camelina sativa (false flax), 347 nucleotides. Lineage: Eukaryota; Viridiplantae; Streptophyta; Magnoliopsida; Brassicales; Brassicaceae. The record is from RefSeq and is a predicted model, not a curated record.